Molecule: messenger RNA, 186 nt
Organism: Aspergillus bombycis
Lineage: Eukaryota; Fungi; Ascomycota; Eurotiomycetes; Eurotiales; Aspergillaceae
Product: cytochrome c oxidase subunit VIIa
Exons: 4
Coding region: 1-186 (61 amino acids)
Biological process (GO): mitochondrial electron transport, cytochrome c to oxygen
Source: RefSeq, a predicted model, not a curated record
AUGGCUGCCAUCGCCCCCAUCACCGGCAUGCUCCGCCGGACCCUCGUCCUUGACCUGAGCACCGCUUUCGGUUUCGGUACUACCUUCGGUUACCUCUGGUGGUACGGCUACCACCUCCCCCGCGUUCGCGCCCGUGACAACUACUACGUCCGUCUGGAGCAGGAGCGCGCCGCUGCCCAGGAGUAA